Dendroctonus ponderosae (mountain pine beetle) is the source of this 2540-nucleotide messenger RNA. Its product is annotated as spondin-1. Gene Ontology annotation, cellular component: extracellular matrix. NCBI's taxonomy places the organism in Eukaryota, Metazoa, Arthropoda, Insecta, Coleoptera, Curculionidae. The record is from RefSeq and is a predicted model, not a curated record. Gene Ontology annotation, molecular function: serine-type endopeptidase inhibitor activity. Gene Ontology annotation, biological process: cell adhesion.
UUUGCGUCCAGAUGUGGCUGCUAACAAUGCUCAUACAAACAGUUCUGUUUUCUGUUCUACAUUCGACUCAUUUGACUGGAAUCGGAUUGAGAUGCGACAUGAUUCCCGAAGGAGUAACCGCACCAAAAUGUGCCGAGCAAAUCGAUCGAUACAAGAUCGAAAUUUCUGGCAACCCCGAUACAUAUGUGCCAAAUGAACAAUAUACCGUGUUUUUACGCACAUCGGCUAAUGCAGACCCGCAAAACAAGUUCACGCACUUUAUCAUAUCGGUGGUGAAUGAAAAUCCGGAAAAAAACAUCGGCUCCGAAAAUUCAAUUGGGAACUUACAGCUGUAUGGCGAUGCGAUGACCAAGUUUAGCGAUAGCUGCCAAAAUGCAGUGGUUGAAACCGACCAUCAACCCAAAGCUGAGAUUCAGUUUCUCUGGCUGGCUCCACCAAAAGGAGGCGGUUGCGUUAAAUUCAAAGCGACCGUGGUGGAAUCAGUGGACGUUUGGUAUAGCGAAGAUGGCGAUUUAACCAAAUCGGUCUGCGAAGAAGCUCCAGAUACUGAAGACACACAGCCGAAGAUCCUCAAGCAUUGUUGUACGUGCGACGAAGCAAAAUACGAGGUAACCUUUGAAGGCUUGUGGUCGCGCAACACGCAUCCCAAAGACUUUCCCAGCACCAGUCGAGUGACCAGAUUUAGCGACAUAAUCGGCGCUUCCCACACGAUUAACUACACCUUUUGGAACUAUGGAGAUCUGGCUAGCGAAGGAUUGCAAGAACUGGCCGAGUAUGGAAACACCCGGUUAUUGGAGAGCGAGCUGAAGGCCAAGAGCGAUCAAAUCAGAACAAUCAUCAAAGCUCGAGGUGUAAGCUUCCCGAACAUAACCGGCAAAACUUUCGCAGUCUUCCGAGUGGAUAGCAAGCAUCACUUGAUGUCGAUCGUAUCCAUGAUCGAUCCAUCCCCGGACUGGAUUGUUGGCGUAUCCGGAUUGGAGCUCUGCCUGAGAAACUGCUCAUGGACCGAAUCCAAAGUGCUCAAUUUGUAUCCUUGGGAUGUUGGAACUGAUGAUGGCAUCACGUAUCUGUCAGUAGAUCAGCCGGCUGUUAAUAAACAGCCUAUCCGAAGACUGAAGUUUGACUAUCCCGACGACUCCAGGUCGCCCUUUUACGAUCCCACUGGCACGCCAAUGAAGCCGUUUGCUAUAUUGAAACUAACCCGUCAGCGGCUUUAUGAGAAAAGUUGCGAUUUCCAGCCGAAUGAUAAUGUGGAUGAGAAUAAUUCCAACUGCGAAACAACUAAUUGGUCCGAUUGGUCUCCAUGCUCAGUAACUUGCGGUCGCGGCGUAAAAUACAAACAAAGACGAUACAAAAACGACGACAGCAAAUACAUUUGUCAUAAAAAACUAACGGAAAGAGCCACUUGCGAAGCAACUCAAAAAUAUUGCCCUCAGAUCCGGCGAAAGGACCUGGAGGACCCGAUGUGUGAACUGAGUUCUUGGUCGCCUUGGUCAAGCUGCAGUGUUACAUGCGGAAAAGGCACCAAAACGCGAGACAGAAAGUUCAAAAAUCGCUAUGCGGCAAAGCGAUGCGUCCAUGGAAGAACCAAGCCCUUAAUCAUGCAACAAAAUCUCGAGUGUUGGGUGGAUGAAAAGUGCGAGGACUACGAAGAGAUGGAAGACUUCCCAGACUGUCCAGAACGACCAUGGACCGAUUGGUCACCAUGUUCAGCCACAUGCGAUAAAGGGUUUAAGGAACGGUACAAGCUCUCGUUAAAAUACACUGGACAGGAAGCAAUAUAUGGCCCUCAACGGGGAAAAGAUAACGAUGCAGGUAAAGCCGAAGAUCCAUGCGAACGAAGAGUGAGGGAAACUGUGGAGUGCUUCGAGAGGGCGUGCGACAAAAGCCACAAAUUACUCAAUGCUGCAGCUUGUAGCUUGCCAAUGGAUGUGGGGGCCUGCAAGAGCAAUAUCGACCGCUGGUACUUUGAUGCCAUGAAGAACGGUUGCGAAAUUUUCAGCUACAGUGGAUGCGAAGGCAAUCAAAAUAACUUCAACACACUCGAACAAUGCCAGACUCUUUGCGCGAAAUAUCAAAGGGAAUUAUUUGCCAACUUGUCGACGCGCAAGGACUUCGAUGGUUCAAUUUCCGGAAUUUUAUCGUAUAAUAUACAGAACGAUGCCACCACUGGUAAUAAAUGUGUUUAUGUCCGCAACGAAGACGACACAAAAGGAAGCUUCCUCAGACUAAAUGAUCAGAAAGUGAAUUGCGAAAUGUCCAAAUGGACAGAAUGGACACAAUGUCUGCCCUCCAAUGGAGAAUGUGGCCCCGGCUAUAAAAUAAAAUACAGACACGUUCAGAUUGCUCCCAGAAACGGAGGAUCCGCCUGUUCGAAGCGAAUGACGAAGAAGAAAAAAUGUAUUCUCGAAUGCAAGAAAUAGCUUUAGUCGUCGAAGUUGCGUAGCAUCAUAGAAUAAGGGCAUGGAUGUUCUGUUAGCACUUAAUCAGGUGUAAACCUAUACAACAUGUUGGCAAAAUAAUAAUCAGAACGCCGAUCA